GGAGUUCUGCUGAGUUCUUGUGGAUGGAACGGGAGAUUCGACCUCUCUCAGUGAACUCAACUGUAUUUAGGGAAAUCCACGCGUCCGUGGAGGCGGCGCUUAACGUUGCAGGAGUUUACUAAAGAGCUAGACAGUUUCAGCCGAGGAGUCAAUCUCCCUUUGACUCAACGUUAAACAGUUGAUUUCGAUACAAGUAAGUUAAUUCUAUUAUGGGUCGUUUUCUGAAGUGUUCCGUCCAGUGAUUUCUAUCAUGGCUGCCAUUUGAAACUCUUCAUCGACAGACUGUAGCGUUCCCGCAGUCCUGCCCCUGUGUUGCUUUUAAGGUUCUUCUGGACAACCUCAGUCCUCUCAGAGAUGCUGAACCAAAGCACAUACACUGAGAAGGACUUCCAAGCACCAGAUUAGAAAAACAACAAACAAACAACAAAAACCUGCAGCUAUCGCCCUAUCUUCAUCUACCUCUACCUUCAAACAUCCAAAAUCCAGUCUCCAAAGAAUAUGGCAUUUUUAAUGAAAAAGAAGAAGUUCAAGUUUCAGAUACACUUCACCCUGGAGGAGCUCACGGCUGUGCCGUUUGUGAACGGGAUGCUCUUCUGCAAAAUCAGGCUGUUGGAUGGCGGAGACUUUUCCAUUUCUUCAUCCAGGCAGGAGGUUCAGGAGAACUGUGUUCGCUGGCGAAAGAAGUUCUCCUUUGUGUGUAAGAUGAGUGCCAGUCCUGCCACGGGGGUCCUGGACCCCUGCAUUUGCCGAGUGUCUGUGCGUAAGGAACUUAAAGGUGGAAAGGCUUUUUCAAAGCUGGGCUUUGCUGACCUCAACUUGGCGGAGUUUGCUGGAUCAGGCUCCACUGUUCGCUGCUGUAUACUAGAGGGCUACGACACCAAGAACACUCGGCAGGACAACUCCAUACUCAAAGUUACCAUUGGCAUGACUCUUCUCUCUGGAGAUCCCUGCUUCAAAACGCCCGUGAGCACAGCUAAGACCAUUGCCAUGGCUGGGCAGGACCCCUCUCUGCAGCUGGACCGCAAGGGAGAGGGCACCGCCGACCACUCUGCACCAGCCCUCGGUGGCAUCACUCGCCGAUCCGUCAAAAGCAGAUCCUCUGGGAACAACUCUGGAGGACUUCAGGAGGGACUGGAGGAGAACCUGUCCAGUCCAGAUGAAGUGUUUCACACGGGACAUUCUCGCAACUCCAGCUUUGCCAGCCAACAGAGCAAAAUCUCAGGUGGGACUCAGGGCACGAUCAAAAGAGCAUCAGGCUAUAGUACGGAGCACUCUCACUCCUCCAGCCUGACAGAUCUGUCCCAGCACCGGCGGAACACCUCCACCAGCAGCAGCAACACAUCCGGAGGAACGUCUACCACUAUCGAGAGCCCCGUAGAGCCGGACAAAGAAGGGGUUAAACCAGAGAGACCCCCACGUCCCCCACGACCUGCUCUGCCCCCAAACAGACCCUCCAGGAGAAAGAAGGACACUGUUGAGAACCAUCCUACAUGGGUGGACGACACACGCAUUGAUGCAGAUGACAUUGUGGAGAAGAUUGUGCAGAGUCAGAACUUUGCGGAUGUCAGCAACAAUGAAGACAGCAAUUUAACUCUGUUCAUCAGUAGGGAUGGCACCACAGCGUUAAGUGGCAUACAGCUUGUCAACAGGGUGUCUGCGGGUGUUUUUGAACCGGUGGUGAUUGAGAGCCAUUAGAUCUCUGAGGCUGCAGUACAUACUCUCACACACAGUCACUGCCUUUUCUUUAUUCUUUUUAAAUGAUGGCGAGCGCAAGACGGACUGUAUGUCAGAGUGGGAACCUGACUUCACACCUUGCUCCUCUUAUGGGUCUGACGUAUUACUCGCCUAUUACAACCAUAACACCAUAAUCAUGCAGUGGUGGGUACGUUCAUUGUUCUAUGUGUGAGAAUGAAUUAAUCGUAAAUAUUUACAGCAGAUUACAAACUACUUGAAAUGCCUUACGAAAUGAGGCAUGAUGGGAGCUUCAGUCUAACACUGUGAAAUAUGAGGGCAGUCCAAAAGGUUUUAGAAAUAACAUUUUGUUUAAUAUUAUAUUAAAAUGUAAGUAGCAUUUCACAUAUUAUUUCAUGUUUUAAACUGGGAUGAUUUGCAUUUCACACAUUUUUUGUGAUGCAUUUCACACCCGUUAAAUAAAGCAUUGAAAUCCACAGCCCUUGCAUACAUUCUAAUAAUGCAGUUUAGUCGAUAACAAGCCCAUUUGCCUGUGAUAAACAUGGAUUAAUAUACAGAAAAUCAUGUAUGGCUGGUCAUACAUGUGUGUUAGAGGCAAAGAAAACAGUUAAGCUAUUCCCCAACAUAGCCACUUUCAGUAUCACACUCACACACUCAGUAUCAUACAUUCCAGCAGGACUGGUGAAGAUGAAAUAAAUAAAUAUACUGUGCUGCCCCCUCUUUCUCUUUCUCUAUCUCUUUCUCUUUCUCUUUCUCUUUCUCUUCCUGAGGAAGAUUCCCAGUGUAUUUCUAACUCUGUCUGUCAGUAUUUCAGUUUAUUUCACUAUUCUAAUCCUUGACUUUGCUGCUGGUUUCAGCUUUGAGUAUUUGUGUGACCGUGGGUUUUAGCUCUUGACAGCUCUGCCGUGGGUGCACACAACACAACAGCACAGCCAAGUCAUUUGUGGGAUUCUCAAAAUGAUCAUUUGUGGGAGUAUCAAAAUGAUCAUAUCCAGUGAGAUCCUGCAUUGUGCAGUUCAAAUAUAACGUAAGAGCAAAUGAUUCGGAGAAUUCUUUUUGUAAGAUCCCACUGAAUAAUUGCAUUGUUUGUAGGGCUAGAUCAGAGACCGUGACUCAUAGUCACACAUCUGUCCUUGGCGACCGCCUCUGUGUUUCUGACCAGCACCUGGUGUGCAAUAGGAAACAGUGUACAAUAGACUUGACAGUGAAAUAGAGAGAACGAAAGGCCUAGUUUUCUGUGUUUCUCUGUCAUGUACUGCUUGUUUGUCAUCUUAUUAGCUAUUCAUGAUCUUUGUCAUGGAGAUGAAUCUUUCUCAGUUGAUCUGAGAGCAUUCACCACAUUAAAGACUGACAUUUUGUUAAAUUUUUGUCAGUUGUGAGAAAAGUGCAAUGUGGUUUUCUUUUGUAAAAGCCCAUUUUAAUGGGUUCUUUCAGGGAAUUGAGCCCUGAAACAUUUCACCUGUCCAGUGGCUUAAAAUUACACGUUUAAACAGAAUCACUGUUCACUAGUAUACUAGAGAGUUCGUUACAUUCACAUUCAUAUUAAUUAACAUUCUUGUUAUUAAUUCCACUUAAAAAAAAAAAUGAGUCAGUGGCUUGAUCCAGCUGCUUCUCUGCAGGAUUAGUACUCCUGGAAAUUUAAAGUAACACUAACUUUUAAAGGGCAAAAUAUACAGUAUGACAGUUUUGUGGCCUGAUAAAGCGUGUUCUGGAUGUUUCUGCUUAGCUAGUAUAAGGGGAUUCUCUAAAGACACUGAAAAUCCUAUUUAAUUGUUUUCAUUGUUUACUCUUCGUAGCUUUCUACUCUUACACAAAAAAAGCUAAUAGCAACUAAGAAAAAUGAACUCUAUCCUGUCAUCUUUAUUUUCGAGCCAGCAGGCUGGUUCACUGGAGUCUCUUUCAGGGGGAUUUUCCCCUCAACCUUGAUGUCAAAUAAUUUUAAGUCUAACAUUUGUGUUGAUAUAAUGACCAUCUGUGGUUUUUGCUCUUUCUCUCGGUGUCUUACAAACACUUUUGUAAUGUUGUUAGUGAUAAUUGACUGUAAUCUGUGAUCUUUCUAAUGCAGAAGAGUAUAUAUAUAUAUAAAUAUAGCAGACUGGGAUCUAUAUGCAAAAGUUGGAAGCAAGAGGGAUGAUGUCAUUUACAGUUUUUGCAUAUUUCAGUAAUCUGGAGCUUUUGUUCUCUUUAAAAAUAAUGUUGUUUAAUUAAUGCGUGCACUUUCAUUUAUUUAUAUAUAAAAUAAAUAUUGUUUUAAAUAUAUAAAUCUAAGGUUCAAACAGCAUUGAGUGGCACAGGCUCCAGGAUACUGAAACUGCGGAUGAUAUAUAUGUAAAGUUCACUUUAACAGCACUUAAAUACCAAGGACUAACUAAUGUCACUCACACAUUCUCCAGAAUCUCCUGUACUGUGUUGUAAAGGAUGAAAGCUAUAUGCACUUACAGAAAGCUUUCCAUGAUAACAUCCAUAUUAGUGACAGCAACAUUCAUAAAGUGAAAUAUAUUCUGGAGAUUUCUUUAAAAAUGAAUUUACCACUAAAGUACUAUGGAAAUGAAUUUAUUUUUCUGAUUGUGACAGAUAUUUAUAUAUAAGCAAUGUGGUGUUGCUCCAAAGUUUUCUUGGACUUGUUUGGUUUCAUGCAUGGAGAGGAUACUUUCUAAUGAUGGACUGGAACUAUAUUUCUACACUCAAAUGUGAAUGUUUCUUUCUUUAAUGUAACUGUCAGGUGAGGUUAUCUGUAUGUAUUAUUUGGGGGAAAUAAAGAUAAUGUUGGGUAAUUAAA
Messenger RNA from Carassius gibelio (silver crucian carp), 4471 nucleotides. RefSeq names its product protein FAM102A. The record is from RefSeq and is a predicted model, not a curated record. Lineage: Eukaryota; Metazoa; Chordata; Actinopteri; Cypriniformes; Cyprinidae. The transcript has 13 exons. Bases 499 to 1695 code for a protein of 398 amino acids.